UUUCUGGCAAACUGUGGGCGUGAUCUAGACCGUUCACGUUAGGGUUUUUAGUUAUUUUUUGCCUCUUCUGCUGCUUUAUAUUACAUCUGAGAUUCGCUGCGGCAUUUUUCGCAAACUGCCGGAAGACACGAUUUAAGCGGCACCGGAACCUGCUAUUAUCAUGGUGAAGCACAAUAAUGUGGUGCCUAAUGGCCACUUCAAAAAGCAUUGGCAGAAUUAUGUUAGAACAUGGUUCAACCAGCCAGCACGGAAGACAAGACGACGCAUUGCCAGGCAAAAGAAGGCAGUGAAGAUUUUCCCGCGCCCAACAUCUGGCCCCCUUCGUCCAAUAGUCCAGUGCCAGACGCUAAAAUACAAUAUGAAACCGAGAACUGGAAGAGGCUUCACUCUUGAGGAGCUCAAGGCUGCAGGAAUUCCAAAGAAGCUUGCUCCCACAAUUGGCAUUGCAGUGGAUCAUCGUCGUAAGAAUCGCUCACUGGAAGGCUUCCAAGCCAAUAUCCAAAGACUGAAGACAUACAAGGCUAAACUGGUGAUCUUCCCUAGACGUGCUCGCAAAUUUAAGGCUGGUGAUUCAGCACCAGAUGAACUUGCUACUGCAACCCAGGUCAAGGGAGACUACAUGCCUAUUGUCCUCAGUAAGCCUUCAGUUGAGUUGGUAAAGGUUACUGAGGAGAUGAAGGCAUUCAAGGCCUAUGGCAAGCUUCGUGUGGAGAGAAUGAAUGCCAAGCAGGUUGGUGCCAGGAUGAAGAAGGCUGCGGAGGCAGAGAAAGAAGAGAAGAAAUGAUUCAGCUGCUCCAUAGCAAAUAAUAAUAGCCAAGGCCUUUUUGUUAAUUUUCAGCAUAUUUCUGUUUUUGUCUCCCAUUUGUGAUAUUUUUUUUGGCGAUGUUGGCUUUUUUUCUAGAAAACGUAUUGUGGAAUCUGAUGAUUGUUUGGAAUUGCCAUGUCACUUGCACUUUCAUUUAAAUUAAUCUUGGUAUUUGUUUAAGCUUUUUAGUCA
Dendrobium catenatum is the source of this 997-nucleotide messenger RNA. Its product is annotated as 60S ribosomal protein L13-1-like. The record is from RefSeq and is a predicted model, not a curated record. The transcript is spliced from 4 exons. Lineage: Eukaryota; Viridiplantae; Streptophyta; Magnoliopsida; Asparagales; Orchidaceae. Gene Ontology annotation, biological process: translation. Gene Ontology annotation, molecular function: structural constituent of ribosome; RNA binding. Bases 161 to 784 code for a protein of 207 amino acids. Gene Ontology annotation, cellular component: cytosolic large ribosomal subunit; ribosome.